CACACACACACACACACACACACACACACACACACACUACUAACAUGUCUACACAUCCAGUGGGUCUUGGAGGUUUCAUUUAAAAGGCAAGGCUUCUGUGACUGCUCUGGUAUUGACAUGUUCUACUGCACAGCAUCCGAGAACGUUUGGGAAAUAAACUGAAGAAACUGAUCUGCACCAAUCUCAGCGAGGAGUCCAGCCGAUACUGUAGUGACAGUUCAGAAACAAACAGGAAACAUGAGGAAAGAGACAAGGAUGUGAUUUGCAACAAAAGUCCCCGGCUGCAAUGUAAUGGUUUUCUGUGGUGCAUUAUGUGUCGCCUCCUGAACAUCCUGCUGGCUCUGCUGAGUCGCUUCCUGUUUGCGGUCCACGGGGUGGUGACGGUGUGGCGUGUGGUGGCCGUUAAAGAGGAGCCGCUCUAUUGGCUGCUGCUGACCGGCGUAGCUCUGCUGGGCGUGGAAAUGGCUGUCACUCUGAAGUGCACCCGAAACGCAGAGUGGAAAUGGUUCUCCCCCAUGGUUUUCCUCUAUCUCAGUACCGUCAUCCCGUCCAUUUGGUUCCUGGAGCUGAGCCUGCUGCAGUCCAAGCUGCCCCUCAACAAUUCCUCAGGCCCCGAGCUUCAUUUGCUGGCUCACAUCCCGAUCACAGCGGCCAUCGUGGAGCUGGACCCGGAGAACUGGGUAGCUGGCCUGGAGCAGACCAUGCUCAUAGUGUUGGUUCUGGGUCGCUGGCUGAUGCCCAAGGGGGACAUGUCCCGCGACCAGCUCUCCCAGCUCCUCAUGGUCUAUGUGGGACUGGGCGCUGACAUCCUGGACAUCUUCGACACCUUCAAGGAGCCUGAGGUCAAAACCAACCAAACGGUUGUCUACAUGGGCCUUGGCCUCUUCUCUUGGGCGCUCAUGCAGUUCCCUCUGGUGCUGACCCAGACACAACUCCCAGAGGGUGAGCCUCAGCAGAAGAGUGUGGGUCAACUCACCUGCCGCCCUGCUGCUCCAUCGUCCUUCACCUCCUGCUGCUCCAGCGAAGUAUGGAGCUUGCUGCUCACUGUGGGCCUCCAAGAUGGCCCGUUUCUGCUUUACCGGCUCUACCUCAUGGUCCAAGAGCAGGUGCUCAACCAGCUGAUGAUCUUCUUCACCUGCAAGAACAUCCUCAUCGUCCUCUUGGAGCUUUACAGGAUCUUUGUGGUGCAGUGCGAGCAGCGGGUUGGGGGAUCAGGGUUGGGGAGGUGUUCCGCUCUGGUGCUCCGGUGUCAAACCAAAAGGGGUGGGGAAGAGGAGGAAGAGGAGGAGGAGGAGGAGGGGGAGGAAGCAGGUGGAGAGGAGCAGAGCUGUCAUACAGACACAGAGAGGGGCACUGGGAGGGAGGAAGAUCAGGAAGAUGCCCAGGUAUAGAAAGGCUCAAAAUGCCGUGAGGCAUGACUUUAGCCCUUCGGGGGGAGGACGGCUUUCACACACCAAGAGAAAAGACAGACCCAUCUGCAAUCUAUUGCAUCUCAGCCUCGCUCAGAGACAGUCUGGGCUCUCUGGAGGUUCAGUGACUAGAAAUAGACCACAAGAGAAGAGAAUAAGUCCCCACUGAAAAGAUCAGAGAGGAAUUUAUGCAACCCCCUUUGAUAAAACCUUUCCAAGAAGUGGUGUUUCAGUCAGAGGAGGUUUCUGUGCUGAAGAAAAACUAGCUCCACGAGUUUAGAACAAACUGUCAAUCUCUUUGAUACAUGAGAGCAUUAACAAGAUAGCUGGAACCAAGUCGCAUUGCUUUAUGCUCGAUUUUUUUAAUCGACAACAGCUUGUGGUGAUCUCAUUAAGUAGUGCAUGUGCAUUUUUAAUAAAAUGAUUGUAAAGAUGAUGACUCUGACAGGAGACACUAUGUGGAUUGUGUGAAUAUGGCAGAGAAAGAUGAUGAUACAUGCCUUGCUUAAUUAAUAACCAUUUUCUAAUAAAGAUACUUCAG
Messenger RNA from Anoplopoma fimbria (sablefish), 1950 nucleotides. Its product is annotated as transmembrane protein 26. The record is from RefSeq and is a predicted model, not a curated record. Bases 312 to 1391 code for a protein of 359 amino acids. The transcript is spliced from 5 exons. Lineage: Eukaryota; Metazoa; Chordata; Actinopteri; Perciformes; Anoplopomatidae.